GUGAAUCUGAUGUAUUUGUGGAGCACGAUGAAUUCCUAUUCUCAAAAAUGGUCUCGAUUUAUCGAUCUGACACAUUCCAAGUUUAUGCGCUUCCGAAUACUGUUCCUCACACAACUUCUGUUGUUGAUUGGUUUCUAAUGUUUGCUGAGUUUGGGUUCAUGGCGUGUCCUUGGAGUCACACCAAACGCUGAGGGCCAACCUCGCAAAGUCAAGAUUAAGGUGCGACUGAAUCCAAAUGGUGUAUUUGCAGUCUGCUCAGCAACCAUGUAUGAUACCCAGAUAGUCGAGGAAGCUCCUGAUCAAGAAGAACAACCAAUGGAACAGGAUAGCACCUCUCAGCCACCAGCUGAGCAACCUGCUGCAGCCCCCGGAGCCGGAGCAGCAGCACCUCAAGGUGCGGCUCCAGCUCAGGGUGCUCCUACGGCUAACGCACCUGCGCAACCAUCUGCACCGCCAAAACUCAAAAAUAAGACUAUCUCAACUGAGAUUAAGAUUGAGGAACGACCACCAGUUGUUUACGACAUCGACAAGUACACACGCGCUGAGAUGAAAAUGCAAGAAGCUGAUCUCCUCGAAAAGCAAAAGGCUGAUGCUAAGAACAGUGUGGAGGAGUAUGUGUAUGAUAUGCGAGACAAACUAUCAGAUUCAUUUGUCACCGAGAAGGAUGCAGAGGCACUUUGUUCACAACUGACUGCAGUCGAGGAUUGGUUAUAUGAUGAAGGCGAAGACGCUGAGAAGCCGGUUUAUGAGCAGCGACUUGCCGAGCUCCGAAAACUUGGUGACCCUAUAAUUGAACGCUAUAGAGAGUUUGAAGCAAGGAAGCCAGCAUUCGAAGCUUUUGAUGGGUCAAUCAUUCGUGUGCGUAAAGCGUACGAAGACUAUGUGGCUGGUGGUGAAGCACACGCUCACAUUGACAGUGCUGAUAUGGAGAAGGUGAUCAACGCAAUCGAAGAGAAGAAGCGAUGGAUUGAUGAUGUUCGCCAUAGGCAGGAAAGAAGGGCUAAAACUGAGCCGCCAAUCGUGUUUGCAAACGAGAUCGCCCAGAAACAACAAGCUUUUGAAGCCAUUGUAAUGCCAAUUCUCAACAAGAAGAAACCAGCUCCACCACCACAGAACAAGGAAACAAAGAACGAGGCAUCACCUCCACCGAAUGGAACCCCGGCCGGAGAUAAUGCUGCACCACCGCAGCAAGCUGCAGACAACAUGGAAGUUGACUAAUACUGAAGGUUGUUCAUACUAUCGUGUUUGUG
Cylicocyclus nassatus is the source of this 1250-nucleotide messenger RNA. The record is from the annotation of a GenBank genome assembly. Lineage: Eukaryota; Metazoa; Nematoda; Chromadorea; Rhabditida; Strongylidae.